Pogoniulus pusillus (Red-fronted tinkerbird) is the source of this 3761-nucleotide messenger RNA. It is a transcript of the gene PRRG3, whose product is annotated as proline rich and Gla domain 3. The coding region runs from base 1317 to 2021 and encodes 234 amino acids. Lineage: Eukaryota; Metazoa; Chordata; Aves; Piciformes; Lybiidae. Gene Ontology annotation, cellular component: extracellular region. Gene Ontology annotation, molecular function: calcium ion binding. The transcript is spliced from 4 exons. The record is from RefSeq and is a predicted model, not a curated record.
CCUGCGUCCUGUGGCACGUCACUGUUGUCUGUGGAUCCCCCUGACUUGUACCUGUGCCCCCCAGCAUAGAGAAGAGGUGUGGUCCCCAUACCCCUCACCCGGUUGAGGUCUGCGGGGGGCCGGCGCCGCACGCACCAGCUUUUCCCAGCACGAUUUCCUCCUUUGGCAUCGGUGACGGGAGCGGGGGCGGAGAUGGGGGGGAGCCCGGGGGAGACACAAAUGUGCGACUGCAGCAUCCUCACUCCCGGCUGCAUCCCCCGCGCCUCCUCAUGGUUGCCUUGGCAACCUCCUAUCGAUGGGGUAUUUAUAGAGGAGGCCAACGCGUGUUAGGAAGCUGGAGGCGGUGGGACCGGGACCCCGUGGGCGACUGCUAGGUCAGCCUCCAGCUUCAGUCUGCUCUCGGUGUGCGUGGCUGUGCGGAGACAGGAGGGAUGCUGCUGGCCUCGGCGUCACUGUGUGCCGUAUGGUCCAGCUUGUCCUGCUCAUCGGAGCUAGGGGAGGUGGUUAGGAUUUUGCAUGUGUAAAUAAAAGUCAGUGUCUGGAGUAUUGCCCUUCCCAGGGUUGCCUGUGCUUGUAGGGUUGUGUAGACCUGGCUUACUGUUACACUGGAAUAAACCAUCUCUGAGCACUGACACUGGGUGCCUUGGCACGGAUACUUGGGAAACAAUUAAAGCCUUCCUGACUUAAUAAAUGUGUUUCUUGAUGUGUGGUGUGGCUUACGGAGCUGGAGAUCCUGAUAAGUCUGGUCCUGAAUAUCCUUAUUUCUGUGUUUCUGUCGUAUUUGUUAAAGGGGAGAAUAUUCUCCCCAUGAUGGGUGAUAGUUGUGUGUGGGAACUGUGGCAACUUUUCCACGUGUGUGUGCUUCUACCCUCUGGGUUUGGGUCUCUUCAUGAAAACUGAUGACAAGAAAAGCAGAUCAGGUGGUCCCUGCUCAGAGCUGUGGGGAAAUACAUGGAUUCAGAGGCUGUUCUCAGCCCCCAGAACAGCUCAGAGAGGUGGGACUGUCUGCACAGCUUGUAAAGGACUUCUGGUAUGGGUUGUGGGGUGCAGGAGGUAGCAGACCCAUCUUGAGCAAUUCUGGUGCUCUGCUGCUUUCCUCCUACUUAAACUCCGGACUGCAGUUUACAAUCUGAGUUUUGCAAACUGUUGGAAAGGAGCUGCUCUCUGCCUCUGCACAUAUUGCCAGGCUUGCAUUGCCUCUUGGUACUUUUGGUGCAGGAACCUCAGAAACUACAAGAGACCUGAUGCUGGCAAGGAGAGGUACUAGGUUAGCUGAAGCAGGUAGGCAGGAGCCCCCUGUAGCCGAGUGAGGCAGCAUGGCAAUGUUCUUGGGGGCCAGGAACGCGCACUCGGUCCUCAAGCGCUUUCCCCGAGCCAACGGCUUCCUGGAGGAGAUCCGGCAGGGCACCAUCGAGCGGGAGUGCAUCGAGGAGGUCUGCAGCUAUGAGGAGGUCAAGGAAGUGUUCGAGAACAAGGAGAAGACGAUGGAGUUUUGGAAGAGUUACACCAACUCUGUCUACUCUGUCAAGGACCCUGGGCACAGCACGGAGCGCUCAGACGCUAUGUAUGUGGUGGUACCGCUCUUGGGAGUGGCUCUUCUGAUAGUCAUCGCUCUCUUCAUCAUCUGGAGGUGCCAGCUCCAAAAGGCCACCCGCCACCGCCCCUCCUAUGCUCAAAGCCGUUACCUGGCCAGCCGAACGGGACGCAGCCUCCCCAGGGUCAUGGUGUAUCGGGAGCGGUCGCAGAGCCAAGGCGAGACCCAGUACCAGCGAGAAACCAGCAACCGGGGAGCUGGAGAUGGCAGAGCUGGGGGCACAGCCCAGCACGAUGGCACCCUUUACCCGCCAGAGCAUUCGGCCUCUGUCCUCUCCAGACUGUCCAGUGCCACCCCUCCACCUUCCUAUGAGGAGGUGACAGGCCACCCAGAGAGCAGCAGUGGUGAAGAGACCAGCGUCUCCUACAGUGACCCACCACCCAAGUAUGAAGAGAUCAUGGCCGCUGCCCCUGCCGUGGGCAAAUAGUGGGUCUGCCUCCCUCCUGCCUCUUCACACACUCAUGCUUACCCACCCUCCCUUUGCUGUGCUUGGGACCCCCUUCAGGUGCCAGUUGGCACCCCAUUUCACUUGUACAAGCUGGUGCCAUCACACAAUAGCCUUACCCUCCUAACCAAAACCAGCUGUCCCCAAGUGGGGUGAGGCUGGGCUGAGGGGCUGGCUCUGGAGCCAGCCAGCCAUCCGCCCCUCACUCCCUGCUCACAUAAGUGCUGUAGCAGCCAGAGCAGCUUGUUCCUGGCUCAAUGUGGGGCUCUCCCCAUGGUGCAUUUGGUUUCCUCACUUCCCUCUCCAAUAGACAUAGCAUUUCCCAUGACAGCCUCCCUAGGGCGUUGCUCAGCCUUACCCUGCAUCCUCAUCGGGCCCUGUUUUGCUGCUCAGGGCUCUGAUUAAGAGUUGGGGGUGCAGGAGAGGUGCAGUUAAUCUCUGCCCAUCCCCACAGUUGGUGUCCAUGUUCUGUUUUUGGGGAAGGUUCCUACCUUGUGUGGAUUUGCUGCCAGGUGGGAGUGGGGAGCCCAGUCCAUCCUGCCGGUACCUGUAGUGAUGUUUGCUGUGCAGAGGUCAUGGAGGAGCAGUCAGGGAGGUGCUCUUGGAUCUCCUAGAUGCCUUUGCAAAGGUGGAAAGGCUUGUGGUGCUCUUGUAUGUCAGGUAAGUGACUUUGGAGUAGUGGGUCUUUUUCCUGAUGAUCUUUGCUUUCCCCCUGUGGGGUGCCAGCCAGCUGGAGGGCUGGCCACAGCCAAGUUGGCUGAUGGGGGUCAUCUCUAACCUCAAGCCAAAGGUAGUCCCAUGGCUUUAAGAGAUGGGGAUGCUCUUCUUUCCUGGAGCAUGCCAGUCUGGUGUCUGCCCUAGAGAUAGGAUGCUGGAUGUGGAUGGGCCAAACCUCUUCUGCUCAGGGCUCUUUGUCCUCCAGAGCAGGUAAAUGGGAAUGCAAAACCCUACUCUCCUGCAAGCCCUUCAGGUGGCCAGAGUGCUUGGUGGUCAUGGUCUUGGUGUGGGAGUGCCUUGUGACAGAAACAGCUGCAGAGGUGAGAGAUGGCUGACGAUGCCAUGAUCCAGUGAUGCCAGCGUGUCGGGAGUAAGGCCAAAUCCUGACUUAGGUGAUUGUGGUGCCAAGGCAGGACAGAAGCACGUGCUUUGCUGUGAGACCAGAGCAUCCCUUUUUCAUGGGCAGCUGCGUUUGGGGUCCAAGCAACAGCGCUGUCUUUUUCCCCAUCGUGUCUGAUGGGCUAGAAAGGUGGUUGUGCUCACCAACCCACCCAGAUUAGUCCAGAAGCUCCCAGUACUGCCACCUCUUGGUGUUCACCCCAGCACCAGUCCCUCCACCAGCACUGAAAGGCUAUUGUACAUCCAUGAGCUGCCUGCACCGGGCUCGGUCCCAGCGAUGCUUUCACAGCAGGUACCCUCAGCCCAGAGCUGAGGCUUGCCCAGCACGGCCAUCUCUGAGGCAGGACCUGUGGUGUUUGCAGCUGCUGGCACUUUUGUCUGUCCCUUCCCAGGCCUUUAUUCUGCCUUUUGGCCAUAGUAAGCUGGGGUUAUGGGCAGAUGUGACUGAGUGUCAGGGUCACAGCCUGGAAAAGACCAGAGUGAGACAGAAGGGCCCUCAGUAUCUUCUGUCUUCGCUGCUCGGUCAUUGUCCCUGCCGUUUGUAUUCUGUACAACCUGAUCUGUUUCUCUGCAGAAAAAGGUAUUUAUUAAAAAACCCUCACAGUC